AGCGGCCGAUUGCUGGAGAUUCAAAGACAGAAUUGGUAUCAAGAGUCCCAUCGACGACUUUAUGUCAGUCAGCAACGCAUUUCUUAGCAAAAACCAAUGCACACAGAUGCAAGCGGCGGAUGAACGGAUAAAGCACGACUUUAUUAUUUCACACAAAUCGCCUGCAGAACACUCGUCCAUCCUGUUGACACGCAAGAAACUGAGCAUCAGGAUACUAAGGAACAUUUUUAGGGUAUUUAAUCUAUAUGUUCCUAAUUUCCGCUUCACAGUAAUGAAUUCGAUUGAUGAGAAGAUCUACAUCGAUGAUGAGCGCCUUUCGAAGGGUGUUACGGAGCGGGACAUAACACGAGGAACCGUUCUGAUCAACAACAAGCUACGAGUUUUUGAUUUCAAUGUACUUAACAUCCUCAAAGAGCUUGAGCACAAGUAUCUGCUGUCGAUGGAAACAAGAAAUGAAACGAUAGAUGUCGGUUCAAAGCUAGAAAUUGUCGACCAGGACAACGUGGCCAGUCCGCAUGAGGUACAGUUUGAACAGAAAGUUGUUGAGAUGGUAGAAUUAGAGGUUGAGAACAAGACAGGGACAGGGUUGAUGGUGAAUGACACUUUCUUUGCCAACAACGAGCACAAACCGAUUGAAAUGCACAAGAAGAACGUGCUAAAGAUCAACGACAUGCACAUAAAUAUGAUUGUGUGUCCAUAUUUCAGGAUCAGAGAUAGCUUUUACACAAUAAUCACCAAAAUACGCGAGAAGCAAAAAAUAAUGCGGCUCGAAGCAAGUGAUGCGCCCAUAGAGAUCCACAACAACACCGAAACGGUGGUGUGUGUGAAUAAGAAGUACUUCCUCAACCCAGGUGACAAACUUGAUUACGUGUAUGACAAUUAUAAGGAACUGAAGAUCGAUUUUGAAGCAAACAUGGAGGGCAAGCUUAUCAAGCUGAAGAGAAAAUACGGACGGACGGUGUGUGCAGACAAUUUUAAAGUGGCAAGUAUAAACCGUGGUGCCAAGGAAUACAUUUAUUUGGGAGCAACGCCCACCAAUGUGCAUUUCGAGGAUGUAUUUGUUAUUCUUAUUAACUCGCUAACGAUAUCGUUGUUUGAAAACAACUGCGAAUUUGUGAAUCUAUACUUGAGGGACCUGGAGGCAGUCAAGCAGAUUGACACGCUUAAGAAUCUUUUUACGUAUGCUGUUUCAAUACGGGGGAUGCAGAUCGAUAACCAAUGCCAUUCUCCGGCAUUCCCCAUAAUUUUGAGUCCUGUCUAUCCCAUGUUCUAUUACUACAACAACACAGCCAGUGCUGAUGAUGGGCAUUUCAUGAUAUACAAGUGUGAAAUUAACGGCAAUCUUUUUCACAGAGACGAGCGUACGCCUGAUAGCAGGACGUUGUCUUUCAACUACAUAAUAUUUGCCGUGCACGAAUUCGAGCUUAGUAUUGAGGAGGAAGUCUUGACAAGACUGUUCAUGUGGCUGCCAAAGGGAAAAGGAGACACGGCGCUAUUCUGUACGCUGCUGCACAUACAUCCUAUCAACCUGAGGCUAAAUCUGCUGAUGUCGAAAAAAAAGCAUUUUAUACACAAACUGAUUGGAUUUCUUGUUUCCAAUCUCAGUGAGGUGAGGCUCUCGUUCACCACCCUUAUCUUUUCACAAUUCGAAUACAAUAAUGACCUUCUCAUCAACGCCUACAAAAUGCAGAUGCUCUCGCAGAUAUUCAAUCUGAUCGGUGGGUUGGAUCUGCUCGGGAACCUCUCAUCGCUGGUGGAAGAGCUGAGUCUUGGUGUCCACGAUCUUUUCUAUGAGCCAUAUGUUGGUCUGAAGCACGAUGAUCUUUUCAUGUUUACCAAAGGUAUCUUGAAAGGAGGUAAGAAUUUUGUGACGUAUUGCAUCAGUGGUUUGACAAGCACCGUAGGUAAAGUGGGUAGAUCGAUCAGUCGAUCGUCGUCCAACAAGCGGCUGCUGUUCUAUGACGAACUGGAAAUAGACGUGACGAAGGACUUGAUUGAAAACGUUGUUGAUGGGCUGAGCGGAAUCAUCACCAAGCCGGUGAAGGGUGCUAAGAAAGGAGUCAAGGGAUUUCUAAAGGGAGUAGGAAGUGGAUUGAAGGGCGCACUGAUGAAGCCUAUUGCAGGAAUAUCUGAGUUCGCAGCGAACAUCAGCGAUAACAUCAAGACCAAUAUGAAUGGGGCAGAGCUGCGACGCAUCCAGUAUCCACGAUACAAGUUAGAAAAGUAUAAUUUAGACUUGUGCCAGGCGUACUUUCUAUUUGAUAUCUACAAAAAUAAAGACAUGCAGCCGAUUGAUAGUGGUGCUCAAAGGCAUCUCAAAGUUUGCAAUGAACAAUUUGUGGGUGGUGGUAAGGGAAAGGUGUACGAUAUGAAAGUGCAUGUGAUAGUCACGAGUCAGAGAUUGUUGAUGAUAAGCCAUCAAGCCAAUUUGCACAUCAACUCGUUUGAUGUUGUGAUGGGUGGAAUUAAGGUCAAAGAUUGGAUAGUGGAGCUGGAUGACGAGACAAUGAGCUAUGUCAGAACAUUAAAAUAAAAAUGUUAUAUAUCUGA
This is a messenger RNA of Vavraia culicis subsp. floridensis, 2550 nucleotides long. RefSeq lists its product as uncharacterized. The record is from RefSeq and is a predicted model, not a curated record. NCBI's taxonomy places the organism in Eukaryota, Fungi, Microsporidia, Pleistophoridae. Gene Ontology annotation, biological process: protein retention in Golgi apparatus; protein targeting to vacuole. The annotation marks the transcript as partial. The transcript has a single exon. Gene Ontology annotation, cellular component: extrinsic component of membrane.